CCUCCUCAGACACAAGCUCCAGGCUGGUGGGGAAGCGACGGCUCCAGCAGCCCAGGACCUGCAGCUGCCCUCAGUGGGAAGAGAGCAAGACACAGUGAGAGAGCCAGAGUGAGGGGCUCCUCCUGCACUGGCACAAUGCGUGCUCUCACCAUCCCCAUGCUCCUGGCUGUCCUCCUGGUGGCUGCUACGUGCUACGAGUCCCACGAGAGCAUGGAAUCCCAUGAGUAUCUCAAUCCCUUCAUCAACAGGCGAAGGGCCAAUGACUUCAUACAAGCUGGUUCCAGACUAGAAGCUAUCUCUCAGGAGAGGAUCAGGGAGCGUCAUAAGGCACCCCAGGAGCGUCAGAGGGAGAUCUGUGAGGACUACUACCCCUGCGAGCUCUACGCCUUCCGCCACGGCUAUGCUGCUGCUUACAGGCACUACUUUGGGAGGAGGAGGACUAAAUAAAGGAUUGUCUGUCCCCACCCUUGGGCCUGGGGCCCAGAGUAACCUCCCCAAAAAUGCAAUGGCUCUUGAACAUACUCAGUUGCUUGUGUCCUUGUAUGUUAUCCUGCCUGCUGCUUCCCUGCAUGUAGCCAUGAAUUCCUACGCUCUGUUAGUUAGCGCUGAGUUGAGGUAGCAGGGACCAGAGAGCAUUCAGUAUGUGGGUGUUUACUACACAAUAAAUUGCUAGUUUGAUACUA
This is a messenger RNA of Merops nubicus (carmine bee-eater), 683 nucleotides long. RefSeq names its product matrix Gla protein (gene MGP). Gene Ontology annotation, cellular component: extracellular region. The transcript is spliced from 5 exons. Lineage: Eukaryota; Metazoa; Chordata; Aves; Coraciiformes; Meropidae. Bases 136 to 447 code for a protein of 103 amino acids. Gene Ontology annotation, molecular function: calcium ion binding. The record is from RefSeq and is a predicted model, not a curated record.